AUGAAGUCCGUUGUUGCUCUCUCUUUGCUUACCACCGCCCUGGGUGCCCCGACCCAGACCGUCAACCACCGGUCGUUGAUUGGAAGAUCCAGCACCGGUACCAGUGACGGUCUGAGUGCCUUAGCAUCCCUAUUCCCCAUCAGUGGCGCCAGCUCCGGCACCAGCACCAGUGAUGGUUUGGGUGCUUUAGCAUCCCUUGGCGCCAGCAGCGGUUCCAGCACCAGCGACGGGCUGGGCGCCUUGGAGUCCCUGUUCCCGAGCAGUGGCACCAGCAGCGGUUCCAGCAGCGGCUUCAGCAGCCUCUUCGGCCGUUCUACGACCGAAUCCUCCACGGCCAACGACGUUACCGAUAAGACCGGCUGCAAGGAGCUCACCUUCAUUUUCGCCCGCGGUACCUCCGAGACCGGCAACAUGGGCACCAUCGUGGGGCCUGAGGUGGCCGCUGACCUGCAGACCCUGACCAGCGACAAGGUCGCCGUGCAGGGUGUUGACUACCCUGCCGACUGGGCCGGUAACGCCGAGAUGGGCGCCUCGGGCGGCAGCACCAUGGCCUCUUUGGUCAAGCAAGCCAUCAGCCAAUGCCCCAACACCAAGGUCGUCUUGGGCGGCUACUCGCAGGGCGCGAUGGUGGUGCACAACGCCGCGAGCCAGCUGAGCUCUGGCGAGAUCCAGGCGGCCGUGCUUUUCGGCGACCCGCUUAAGGCCGAGUCGAUCGACAACCUCAGCUCCUCCAAAGUCAAGGAGUUCUGCGCCACUGGCGACCCGGUCUGCGAGAACGGCGCCGAUGUCAUGGCCCACCUGUCCUACGGCGAUGAUGCGCAGACGGCGGCGCAGUUCCUGGUCAGCGCGGUCGGUCUGUAAGGGAUUUCCUCACGGACUCAAACUAUCUGAAUAGACUUGUGCCAGGAGGGUGGAGGGGAAUUUUGGAGUGGCG
Molecule: messenger RNA, 934 nt
Organism: Aspergillus saccharolyticus JOP 1030-1
Lineage: Eukaryota; Fungi; Ascomycota; Eurotiomycetes; Eurotiales; Aspergillaceae
Product: cutinase-domain-containing protein
Exons: 4
Coding region: 1-861 (286 amino acids)
Biological process (GO): carbohydrate catabolic process
Cellular component (GO): extracellular region
Molecular function (GO): cutinase activity
Source: RefSeq, a predicted model, not a curated record